AUUUCUUUGUUUCAUAACUAAAUCCAAUGUCUCUGAAGUGGAAUUUCUCAGUUGCAAAAUAUUCAGCCACGAAACAAUUAACAGUUAUACUAUUGAUAUCAAUACUCUUCACAAAUCCCGUGAAUAGUGGAAGUUUCAGGGAUUUGUUCUCAGAUCAUGUCUCUUCUGAAAAGUGUGGGUAUAAUUCGUGUCCAGUGGGAGAAUCAGGCCAUAUUAAUGUUCAUCUAGUACCACACUCACAUGAUGAUGUCGGGUGGUUAAAGACAGUGGACCAAUAUUAUUAUGGAGCCAAUAAUUCAAUUCAACGUGCUAGUGUUCAGUAUAUCUUAGACAGUGUGGUAAGAGCGUUAGCUCAUAGUCCAGAUCGUAAGUUCACUUAUGUUGAAAUGUUUUUCUUCCAUCAAUGGUGGAUCCUACAACCGAAAGAAAUACAUGAAUUAGUGAGAGAAUUAGUGGAGUCAGGCCAAUUACAAUUUGCUCUAGGUGGGUGGAGUAUGGCAGAUGAAGCAACAGUGUACUAUACAGAUGCUAUUGACCAACUCACGCGUGGGCGUGAUUUAUUGAAACAGCUGUUCGGUGAAUGUGGUCUUCCACUAGUCGCUUGGCAGAUUGAUCCAUUUGGGCAUUCACGUGAUCAUUCUGACUUAUUCCAGGAGGCUGGCUUUGAUGCUGUCUAUUUUCAGCGUAUGGAUUAUCGUGAGAAACUUAAACGGAAAGGAACGAAGGAAUUAGAAAUUCUAUGGGAUACAACUUCUACCAAAACUACUAAAACCAGCAUUCCAAAUAAUAGUACUUCGAAAAAUAAUGAAGGAUUUGGUUUAUUCACUGGUAUGUUUUAUGAUACAUACUGUUAUCCAAAUGAAUUUGAAUACGAUGAACGGUAUAUGGCCGAUCCAAUUAUAGAUGAUCCAUACGUUCCAGGUUACAAUGCCGAUGAUAUAGCAACCAAAUUUAUAGAUUACGUUCAUAGGAUAUCCAAAGCAUUUAAAACAAAUGAUGUUAUGAUACUAAUGGGAUGUGAUUUCACAUAUGAAAAUGCCAAUAUGAAUUAUAACAACAUGGACAAGUUGAUUAGACAUGUGAAUAAACAAAAAAGGAAGGGGAGUACAGUGAAUACCUUCUAUUCAACUCCAGCGUGUUAUACAAAAGCAAUAAAUAAAGAAUUCAACAGAAUUGGUACCAUUACUAGACGUAGCGGUGAUUUCUUCCCUUAUGCAAGUGGUCCCAAUUCCUAUUGGACUGGUUAUUAUACAAGCCGACCAGCACUAAAGUACUAUGUGCGCGAGGCAUCAAAUUUGCUGGCAAUGUGUGAACAGGUCCAUUUGUUCGCAAACCGUAUUUCGAAUAUGCGAUCAAAAAUGAAAACAGAAGAAGAAGACAAAGAUGAACAAAUUGAUUUAUUACGUAGAGUCCUCGGUGUUUUACAGCAUCAUGACGCUGUAUCUGGUACAUCGAAACAGCAUGUUGCCAACGAUUAUGCCUGGCGUCUACACAAUGCCUCGAAAUCAUGUCAAGCUUUGGUGAGCAAUUCGUACUUGAAGUUACUAACCACUUUGAAAGAGAAUGUAAAGCAGGACUCGAACCUGACAUUUUGUAAUCUACUCAAUAUCAGUCUAUGCAGUGCAACUGAGGGAAAUAGUCCACAUUUGCAAAAAUCAAAUGGCGAUAAUGGUGUCUUUGUUCUUCUAUAUAAUUCAUUAGGCUGGGAACAGUCAAGCGUGUGGAUUCGUUUCCCAAUUUUUAUUCCACAGAAGGAUGGUGAUGCUUCUAAUGAGUUUCAAGUUAUACUAAAGGAUCUACGAGUGAAGUCAAGAGAAGCUGAAAAUUUACCCUAUCAGUUGAAUCAAAUAGACAAUAGAACAUUAGGUAUACCUGAGAGAAAAACACUUUCACAUGAAGCAAAUUAUGAAUUACUGUUCAAUCCAACACUACUGGCUCCGUUCGGUUUCAGUUUGUUUUAUUUUGCAGUAAAUCUCACAUCAUCACCACCAUUGACGACUUUAUCAUCAGUGCCUUCAGAGAACCAAUUUUUCAUUUCAAAGAAGACUGCACUGCACGUGCAAUACAAAGAAGGUGAUAGUACCGUGCAGAUUGUAAAGCAGCAUUUAGAAAGUGGUGUGUUUGUGAAGUUGAACAUUGAAUUGAUGUAUUAUGAAGGAGCAGAAAAUGGACUUCAGGUGUCUGGUGCAUAUGUAUUCCAACCGAAAUUAAACUCAAGUGCAAAGAAGUUUGAUUUUGUCACCGGAAAAGUGAUUAAUGGACCACUAGUCAAAGAAGUACACGUUACAUUUUCUUCGUGGGCAUCUCUCGUCUUACGGCUUUAUCACGAUGGUGAACUGGAAGUUGAGUGGACGGUUGGUCCUUUACCUUCUGACAGAAUUGGUCGUGAAGUCGUGAUACGCUAUACUCUCGACGGAGACAAUAUCCUGUAUAAUAAAUCAGGUGAAUUCUUCACAGACUCAUCCGGUAGGCGGUUAAUAAAGCGUGUGCGAAAUCAGAGAGUUGACUGGAACCUGCCAAUAGAGUAUGCGGAAGAACAUAAUGUGACUGGCAAUUAUUAUCCAGUCGUUAACAGGAUUAUGCUGAAAAACAUUCUUCUUCAUUCGUCAAACAGUAAUGAUAGCCAUGAUAAAAUUCAAAUGGCUUUAGCUGUUUAUACAGAUCGAAGUCAAGGUGGAACUAGUUUAAAGGACGGAGAAUUAGAAUUAAUGUUACACCGUCAAACGAUGUUAGACGAUGGAUUUGGUGUGGACGAACCUUUAAUGGAAACUGGAGUGGACAUGAAAGGUCUAAUCGUUCGAGGUGUACACCGAAUAAGAUUAGAUGAACUGCAGGUAAUCGAAUCUGAAGAUAGAAGAACUGCUCAAGUUAUGAGACGACCAAUUAUUCCACUCUUUGUACCAUCUAAUAAACAAGUCUUUAAAGAAGAUAUCGAUGGAUGGAGUGCAAUUAAAAAAUCAUUACCGAAUCAUCUUCACCUACUUAGUUUACAGUCAUGGCCACUGAACAAAGCUACUGCACCACAAGCUAAAAGUCAAAUUCUUGUCAGAUUUGAAAAUAUAGACGAAAGUUCAGAAUUAUCGCGAAUUGAUGUUAUACACCUAUUUACUGGUAUUACAAUAACCGAUGUGAAAGAGAUGGUAAUUACCGCUGAUCAAAUGAGGAAAGAUGCUGUUUCACGCAGACUAAAAUGGCAACGGAACCCAGUUCAAAACAGUUCACGCCACAUUAUGAAACUAAUUCAUCAGCCGUUGUACUGAAAAUUCCCCCAGGUAAAAUAAUGACGUACAUUUUGGACUACAAAAUCGACAAGAUUAAAGAUUGUUCACGUUGUCAAUAAUUAAGUAAUAUUUAAUCAUAUUUUGUUCAACACUGAGUAUGUAAUCGUUAUUUUGACCCUUCAAAAAAUAAGUGAUAUUGAAAGUCAAAAAACAUUUGAUUUUAUUUAUACUUUCUUGAGAUUAUUUCUAUUUUAUUUUCCCUUAAAUGGAACAUUUUUCCUGCUGCGUUUUUCUGAGAAGACGAGGAUUUGAACAGUGUGGUGUACGUGAAUAAUCUUUUUUUAUGCUAUUUAAUAAGACCUGUAUUACUGUAGCUGUAAAAUUUAACCACUUACAUUCGGUUGGACAGUAAUGGCUUAGUAGCGUUCAGUCGUUUUAUUUUUCUAUAAAUUACGACGGAUCCCUAAUAACCAAGUUUCAUAGUCAAUAAAAAGUGUUUCAUAAAGUUAUUA
Heterobilharzia americana is the source of this 3733-nucleotide messenger RNA. NCBI's taxonomy places the organism in Eukaryota, Metazoa, Platyhelminthes, Trematoda, Strigeidida, Schistosomatidae. The record is from the annotation of a GenBank genome assembly.